GGCGCCGCCCCCCUCCUCUCCAAGCCCGAACUCGAGGGAUGCAGGGGGCCCUUCCUCCAGGCGCACGGACCCACGGCACUUUCAACAGGCUGAAGCGCGCCCCUCACAGGCGGCCCAGCCUGGACGCGGACACCCCCUUUCCCGGCCCAGGGAAGGCAAGGGGCCGUCCCUCGUUUCCAGCUGCCGUUCUCCUGUCCCGGCAGGAGCCGGGGCUCCCAGCACUAGGCCAGCCCGACCUCCACGCGGAGCUGGGACUGCGCAGGGGCAAGGGUCUCCCGCGCGCGGCGCGCCCGGCUCCCGCCACUCAGCGAGCCCCGCUCCAGCGCGGGGCACGCGCCACUCUGCUCCCACGUGCGCCCCGCCUCCCCCCGCCGCGGCUGGAUUGGCAGGCUGCGGCUGUCACUCAUGACGAGGCAGAGAGCAGGUCGCGUGCAGCAGGUUCGGUUGAGCGGAGGCCGACCGUGUCCCUGCGUGGCGCUCUCCGCCGCUGCGCCAGCAAGGGCCUUGGCAGAUGCUCCCUAACGCCCGUCAGUGAGCGCUCGGAGAGCGCCCCGGUAUUGUCACAAGCUCCCUGGCCGCCCUCCAGCCAGUGGGAGUCAUUACCGCCUGCGGUGGGAGGGAGGACAAGCGCUGUCUCCGCAGCAACCGAAGCGAAGCCCCAUGCCAGCGUCUGAUUGGUCGAUUCAAAGCGAUUCCGUGCGCGUGGUGGGGAUUGUUGGGUGCGCGCCGCGGGACCGCGGGGUGACGGCGGCAGGACGGGAGAGAGGAUGCGGCCGGGUGGCGGGAUCAGCCCGAGCUUUGUGGCCCAGCAGCGGAUCCGGCAGCUGGAGCAGAAGCUGCGCGCUAAAGAAGAAAGAAUAGUUGUGCUGGAAACAGAAAAUGCUCUUCUUCAUCUGAAACUUGCAGAGUUUCGAGGGUUGAUUGGAAGAGACACUAAUGAAGUGGCACAGCUUAACUUUGUUCAUGACAAGCAACAGAACUUGUGUAGAAGCACGAGCUCCAUUAUAAUCCAGGUUUAUGGAGCAAUACAGAGACUUAAGCGAGACCUGAAGAACCUCCAUGCAUUUGCUCUUGAGCUUUCAAGAGACUUUCAACAUCAGUACAAGAAUUCUCUUUACCAAGUUUUGACUGCUGUCCAAAAGAUCCAGCUGCAGAAUGAAGCUCUGCAAACAUUCCAGACAAAAGCUUUUGAUCUCAAGCAGUCUUUACAGGAAGUUAACGAGCGAUACCAGCAAGAAAAACAAAAGAGAAAAAUACUUCACAACAGUUUAAUUGAACUGAGGGGAAAUAUCAGAGUGCACUGCAGGAUCCGUCCCUUAUUGCCUUUUGAUACUGCUUUUGGACAUUCAGUCUCACAAGAUUGGCACAGAAAGCUUUCAGAAAAAGUGGCACAUGCUACUGAUGAUGAAACUGUCCUUGUAAAAUGCAAUCGUCCUGGUCAUACUUUGAUCAACAAGACAUUUCAGUUUGACAGAGUUUACAGUGCUGCUGAGUCUCAAGAUGCAGUGUUUGCAGAUGUGGCCCCUUUGCUUACAUCUCUGCUGGAUGGAUACAAUGUGUGUAUUAUGGCUUAUGGGCAAACAGGGAGUGGGAAGACAUACACAAUGUUGGGACCACAGUCUGAGGAUGAUGUCACUCUUUCAACAGAAGAUGAACCAGAGCUAGGAAUUAUUCCAAGAGCCACAGAAGAAGUGUUCAGGCUUAUUUCAGAAAAGCCACCAGGAAGUCAUUGGGUUGAGGUUUCUGUUGUAGAAGUGUAUAAUAAUGAAAUUUUUGAUCUUCUGGCCAAAGACAGCUGUGGAAGAGUAUUCGGUGUUAAACGUGACGUUGUCACAACCAAGGAAGGCAAGAGCGAUGUGCCAUUACUUACCUAUGAGACUGUUGAAAAUGCUCUAGAAUUCUUACAGCUAGUUGAUAAAGGUCUGCAGCUAAGGGUCAAACAUCCAACACUGGUGCAUGCUCAUUCCUCUCGCUCUCAUCUGGUAGUGACAUUGACCAUAACCACGAAGGCUGUCUCUGCAGACAGCUUUGCUCCUCUAUGGACAGAUGAACAGCCUAGUCAAAAGCUAAGUAAAGAGCUUUUCUGCACCUUUCCUCAACAAAUGAAAGAUGAUAAACUCAUCUUUCCUUCCAGAGCCUCUUCUCCAGCACAAUUUGAAUCUGUUGAGAAACUGAAGCACAUCAAAACUAAACUACAGCUGGUGGAUUUGGCGGGCAGUGAAUGUGUUGGUAUGUCUGGAGUGACGGGAGUAGCCCUGAGAGAGACCUCGUUCAUUAACCGUAGCUUAUCUGCUCUGUCAGAUGUACUUGGAGCAAUAGCAGAGCAGCGCUCUCACAUUCCGUAUAGAAACAGCAAACUUACCCACCUACUACAGGACUCCAUAGGGGGCAACGCUAAAUUGCUGGUGAUGCUGUGCAUCUCCCCCUGCCAGAAGUACUUAGCGGAAUCACUGCAAUCCUUGGGAUUCGGAACUCGUGCUCGGCAAGUUCAGAGAGGACAAGUCAAGAAAAGAAAUCUGCCAGUGUCAAGCAAAUCAAAAUAAAAGCUAAGGCUCCUGUGGAUUAAAGUAUUAUUAAUGAGUUCCUCAGAUGAAAUGUAUCUUGUUGUCAUAAAGCCAUGCUUUAAGAUGUAAACUGCCAGUUAAAAUAAACACUCCUCAAUAUGGUAUUAGCAAAGCCAUAAACUUGCUGAUAAUGUUCUUGUUCCAAAGACGAUAACAGGUAUUGAAAACAGCUACCAAGCAUGAUGGAUGGCAUGGCAUAGAAAUAUAUUAUGCUUUUUAGGGGAGCAACAGCAAGACAGAGUUUUAGAGCAAAUGUUUAGCAUUGGGAAAUAAGUAAAUGAAAUCAACAGUGCACGGAUCCUGGACAGUUCGCACUGGAAGGGCUGAAUCUCUGUCCUAUUAGUUCAGUAAAAAACACAAGUCUUUAAUUACUCUGUUUCAUUUCAAUAUCUCAAAUUUGGUGGGAAUAUUUGGUUUGAUGUUUGGGUUAAAAUUAGGCAUGUAUCUUGCUGACUUGGUCUCCUCUCCCUAGUAUUGGGUUAUUCCUAACCCAUUCCUAUUCCCUCAAGAAAAAAACAGGACCCACACAACCUAACUUAAAGUACCAUGCUUUAACUACUAGGCCAGGCUUCUUCUAGCUGCUUUUGCCAUCUUUCCUGUGCUGAAUGUGUAGGAUGGUGGGUUGAGGUUUGUGAAUGAAAUGACAUUGAGGGAGGAGUCUUAAGCAAUUUCAAAUAACAUUACAGAUCAAAACAGAUCGUGAGGUAUGUAGUUGGGUUUUAUUAUUGUGUGUUAUGUGCUGUUUGACUGCUCAGCAGAGGCCAGUGAUUCACUAUGACUUUUUGUCUCUAGGGAUCGUACUACCUCUAGCCUGGGAUAGAGGUCAUUGGUGGGUCUCUGUGAGGAGGCUUAAAUUGCAUUUGCCUAUCUGAAAGACUUUAGUUUAUAGUGCUCUGAGUCUCUUAACUUUCACAAGCAUAAAUAUUUAUCGAGAGAUUAUAUAGCAUACUACUAUUGGAAUUUCACUCUUGAAUGUAUACCUGCUGCUCCACUACACGUGGUGCUCUGGUAUUACCUCUGACCCUCAGUACAUUAGCAUUGUAAUUGUGUGAUGUGAGAAAACUCAUUUUCCUAAUAAUGUGGCCAGAUUAAAAUUCCUGGAUUGACUUUACCUGAUUUUAGCCAUAACACAGGAAAAAGCUAGUCAUCUUCUGGGUGGGAAUUUAUUUUCAUGUGGACAGGAUAGAGAACAUAAUGAAGUCCAAGGGUUGCUAAAAUAAUCAGAGGAGAAAGGGUUGGACUGAGUAAUGUUAGCAUAUAAAAUGAAAUGCACAGUAUAAAAUUAUGUGGGAGUUAGGCACCAAGGUGCUUUUGAAAUUCCACUAGGCACCUAGCUGCACCUUUAGAUACCUAAAUACCUUUGAACAUCUGGCCUUAAGGUACUUUUACCUUCAAACAAAAAGAAAAGGAGUACUUGUGGCACC
Caretta caretta (loggerhead turtle) is the source of this 3988-nucleotide messenger RNA. RefSeq names its product kinesin family member 25 (gene KIF25). Gene Ontology annotation, biological process: microtubule-based movement. Gene Ontology annotation, molecular function: ATP binding; microtubule motor activity; microtubule binding. Gene Ontology annotation, cellular component: microtubule cytoskeleton. The record is from RefSeq and is a predicted model, not a curated record. NCBI's taxonomy places the organism in Eukaryota, Metazoa, Chordata, Testudines, Cheloniidae.